Messenger RNA from Protopolystoma xenopodis, 390 nucleotides. The record is from the annotation of a GenBank genome assembly. Lineage: Eukaryota; Metazoa; Platyhelminthes; Monogenea; Polystomatidea; Polystomatidae.
GUAAACAGAUAUCCAGAGCUUCGCUUUCUUGAACGAGCUAAUUGGGAUGCAUUUGAUCCAGUUCUUAUCUCUGAGUGUCUCUUCUCUACGGCCAAUAUCUUCUCCACCCUCCGACUAGUACAGAUAUUCACGGUAAAUCCGCACCUGGGUCCCCUACAAAUCUCGCUUGGACGCAUGCUGAACGACAUUCUGAAGUUUUUCUGCGUCUACUUGCUUGUUUUGAUUGCAUUCGCCUGCGGUAUGAACCAGUUGUUCUGGUUUUUUGCUCAAGAGCGCGGAAAAAAUUGUGCUCAUACCGGACUCCGACAUUGGCAUCCCAAAGUUAAUGACACAGACAACAAAGAUAUUUACGAAUACUGUGUUACAAGAGGAAAAUAUUUCACUAAGUAA